Molecule: messenger RNA, 900 nt
Organism: Chlamydomonas reinhardtii
Lineage: Eukaryota; Viridiplantae; Chlorophyta; Chlorophyceae; Chlamydomonadales; Chlamydomonadaceae
Exons: 2
Coding region: 194-415 (73 amino acids)
Source: RefSeq, a predicted model, not a curated record
GGACCCUUGCAAAACUUUGUCUUGCUUUGCUAUUCAAAGCGCCCUUCUAAAGUCGCAGCGCCACAAAUCGAUACGAAACCGGAGUAAUGGAGUGACUCAGGCACCUGCUCAGCUAAGGAAGCUGGUCCAGGGUGCGUGUUGUUAGUAAACUCAGUAGCGGUCUCAGAAACUUGCCGGGCUGCGCCAUCAGUUGAUGCAGCCCCGCCUGUACCCUGCCUGGAGACAGCAGCCAGGGGUAAUGCGGCCGCACGGCUCCCCGCCACCCCGCCACCCCGCCAACCUGUCUAUUGUUGCCAUAGCAUGCAACGCCGGUGGCCCUCCCGUGUGCCCACGGUGCUUGGUGCCGCAGCUGCUGGAGGUCGCGGCGCGCGCGAACGCGGAGUUGUUGUGGGCGCUCUGGGCGAAACCCUUCUAGUGUGCUGACCUAAUUUGGCGGCGUGUUAGUGCGUGUGUGCUCGUGCGCUGGCUCCCGUGUGACAGCUAGUCUGCUUUGUUGUGGAGGUCGGUUCGCUGCUGCUUAUGUGCCCCGGAUUGCGGAAGGCCCGUGCCCCGGUUUGCUGCGGGCUGGUGCGUGUGUGACUGCGCGUGAUCGUGCGCCUGCGGUGGUUCCCGUGUAGUCGCUGGCCUGUUUUGUUGCUGGGCCAGAACGCGCGGCCACUUGCAUCGGCGUGCGUGCGUGGCGGUCGGGUAACCGCUGCCUUUGUUCCCUGGCCUGCUUGAGACCCGGGGCCCGGUUUGCACUGUGUUGGUGCGGGGCUGCCUGCGGGACUGCCCUGUGUUGGUGCGGGACUGCCCAGGGGCAUGUCCAGUAUGACUGCAGCAGACACGGCACAGUGCUCGAGCAGCGGCCCUGCCGAUGUCCACAGUGCAUACGGUACGCAACUCUGAGCAAACCGUCGC